This is a messenger RNA of Scophthalmus maximus (turbot), 2510 nucleotides long. RefSeq names its product membrane-bound transcription factor peptidase, site 2 (gene mbtps2). Gene Ontology annotation, biological process: regulation of response to endoplasmic reticulum stress; membrane protein intracellular domain proteolysis. The transcript has 11 exons. Lineage: Eukaryota; Metazoa; Chordata; Actinopteri; Pleuronectiformes; Scophthalmidae. Gene Ontology annotation, molecular function: metalloendopeptidase activity; protein binding. Gene Ontology annotation, cellular component: membrane; cytoplasm. The record is from RefSeq and is a predicted model, not a curated record. The coding region runs from base 243 to 1736 and encodes 497 amino acids.
ACGAAGAAGAAGCCAACCCGGAAGACUUUUUAUCGGUCGAACGGUCCUGUGAGCUAACGGCUUCUCUCCUCCGCACUGCUUCUCUCUGGAAGACAGAACCUUCCCCCUUUCUUCACUCUCCGACAUUAAACCUCCGACAUGUACACAACGCGGAGGAGGACGCGUGUGGCCGCGGGCAGCAGCGCGACGAGCAGCGGGCAGAGGCAGUGAUGCCGCUCGGCUGAUCCUCUCUCCGCCGCACCAUGAUCCCCGUGCCGCUGCUGGUGUGUGUGAUGGCAGCCUGGUGCGCCGUGUACCUGGCCGACACACUGCUGAGGUCGUCGGCAUCGCACCGAGUCAGAUAUGAGUCGUGGCUGGCGAGUCGGGGGCUGAUGUUGUCCCCUUUCCACCUGCGCUGGCAGACCACCAUGUUCAACCGGCUGUUCGCCUUCUGCGCCCGCAUCAACCCCCGAGCCCUCCACGUGUGGUUCAACAGCGGCCUGGUGUUUGGCGUAGUGGCCAUGGUGGGGUCGGUGGUGCUGCUGACAAAGACGCUGCAGCAGACGCUCGCUCAGAUGACCUCGGACAACCCUCGGAUGGGAGGUCAGCAGGCGCUGCAGGUGGUGGUCCCUGGUGUAAACCUGCCCACGAAUCAGCUGGCCUACUUCUUCACCGCCCUGCUGCUCAGCGGAGUCAUACACGAGCUGGGUCACGCCGUGGCAGCGCUGAGGGAGCAAGUGCGAGUGAACGGCUUCGGCAUGUUCGUGUUCGUGGUGUAUCCCGGCGCCUUCGUGGAUCUCUUCACCACUCACCUCAACCUUGUGUCGCCCACGCAGCAGCUCCGCAUCUUCUGCGCUGGAGUCUGGCACAACUUUGUUCUGUGUGUGGCAGCGUUGGCCUUCCUCUUCCUGCUGCCGAUCUUUCUGUUUCCCGUGUACUCGACCGGAGCCGGGGCACUGGUCAUCGAGGUCAUACAGGGCUCAGCGGCCGACGGUCCUCGGGGUCUGUCGGUCGGGGACAUCGUGACGGGGCUGGAGGACUGUCCCGUCAGCGGGGUGGAGGACUGGAGCAGCUGCCUGUCGCGCCUCUCUCACUCCCCGCAGACCGGAUACUGUGUCCCCGUCACCAGCCUGCAGCCCAGCUGGGCUCACGGACGAGCUUUCAAGCGCUUGGACGGAACGAUGGACUGCUGCAGCAACAACAGCCUGACAGACCUCUGCUUCUCCUACGUUCAGCCCCAGGGUCGCAGCAGGGAGAAGGAGUUCGCCUGCAUGCCGGUGCGCAAGAUGGUGUCGGGCACGCGAGUGUGUCGCGCCGACGGCGACUGCGCCGCCGCGCACGUCGCCAGCGUCUGCGUCACUCCCUCCCUGGAGAACCAGACCCGCUUCAUCCGCGUCACGCACCCCCCGAACACACACAUGCUGUUCGUGGGCUACCCGCCGCACCUUCAGUACGCAGUGAGUCUGACCAACUUCGUCCCCCGCUUUGGUUUCCUCCACCUGGAUCUGCCCGUCUUCCUGGAGACUUUCUGCAAAUACGUGGUGUCCCUCUCUGGCGCGCUAGCCGUCGUCAACUCCGUGCCGUGCUUCGCCCUCGACGGCCAGUGGAUGCUGAACGCGCUGCUGGAGGCCACGCUGGCCGCCGUGGUGACGGACCGGCAGAAGCGCGAGCUCAUCGGUUUCUUCCUGCUGCUGGCGGGCAGCGCCCUGCUGGCGGCGAACGUGGCGCUGGGCCUGUGGAUGGUCACGGCGCGGUAGCCACAGCGGUGGCAGGACGGGGUAAUGGGUGAAAGGCCCCGUGUGGACGCAGAGAUGCUCUCUCUCAGGACGCGCAGACCAUUAAACUGUGGACGUGCAGGGAACAGGCUGCAUUACCCAGCAGCACUGCUGAGCAGAACAUUACAUUACUCUGCCCCCGGGCUCUUUCUGGACCACCAGGCCAUAAACGACUCUCUCUCCUCUUCCACAAUGUUGCCGCCAUAUACACAAAAGCACACAUAUAUAACAGAUGAAUAAGUAAAGCACCGUCCUGUGUGACUCUUUACGAAUACUGCACAGUCUUUCCAAAUUUGAAUUAUCUAUACAUGUUUGAAGGUUGAGAGAGAAAAACAUCUUUGUUUUUUUGUUUUUUUUAAGGGCUUUAACUCCAAAAUGCCAUAUUUCCCUGCUGAGUGUUUAAGGCUGAACCUUCGGACCUUAAGUUUAUCAGCGAAUGCAUUGCAAUACCUUGUAUUUACUACCACAUAUCACAGCUGGAGAAAAAAAUAAAUGAACUGCCUUCUCACGAGAUUAGUUCAUGAGUUGACGAAGACGACUUCUGCAACAUUUUCUCAAUAUCCAAAAAAGGUUUGAAGGCAGAAACGGCGGUUUGAAAAUGAAAGUGUCUUUCUCCUCGUCGGACAUUGCAGCGGGACAACGACCGACGAAGUGUAAGUUUCACAUUUUUUACCCUGUCUUGGCCUUUCACUGUCUUUCAUCUGGAUGUAAACGUUGAUUGUCUAAAAUGUGGAUUAAAGGACUGGUUUUAUUUAA